Sorghum bicolor (sorghum) is the source of this 1434-nucleotide messenger RNA. RefSeq names its product BTB/POZ and MATH domain-containing protein 2. Gene Ontology annotation, biological process: protein ubiquitination. Gene Ontology annotation, molecular function: protein binding. The coding region runs from base 59 to 1231 and encodes 390 amino acids. Lineage: Eukaryota; Viridiplantae; Streptophyta; Magnoliopsida; Poales; Poaceae. The transcript has a single exon. The record is from RefSeq and is a predicted model, not a curated record.
CCAAAUCCCAAUCCCAUUCCCAAGUCCUCAACCUAAACCGCACCGCCGCCGCCGCCGUAUGGCAUUUCGCCCUCCCAUGGACCGACCAAUCGGCAUCUGCUUCGGGAGGGGGAGGAUCGCACGCUGCGGCGGCGCCCCCGUGACGCCGCAGCCGUCUCCAUCCGCACUUCCCCCGCCGAUGCCAAAGACGGCUUCGAGGUGCGUCGUGGAGGCGUCCCGGGGCGCGCACGUGUUCGAGGUCGCCGACUACAGCCUACACAAAGGCAUCGGCGUCGGCCGCUCCAUCCGCUCAGCCACCUUCGACGUCGGCGGCUACGAGUGGUCCGUCCUCUUCUACCCAGACGGGAAAGCUGAGAAUGCCGAGGACUGCGUCGCCGUGGGGCUCGAGCUCAUGACGGCCGACGCCGGCGUGGUCAGGGCGUCCUACCAGUUCGGCCUCAUCAGCCAGACCACCGGGGAGCCCUGGUUCGUCGCGGAAUCCCGCACGGUGGAGUUCCACACCCACACGAUAUGGUCCAGGCGCGAUCUCAUGAAGAGGAACCAGCUGGAGGCGUCCCAGUACCUCCGCGACGACCGCCUCGCCAUCCAGUGCGCGGUCACCGUGGUCAAGGAGACGCGAGUGUUGGAGGCCCGGGCGGUGCCAGAGAUCGACGUGCCUCCGUCGGACUUGGUCGCGGACAUGGGCAGGUUGCUGGACCAAGGAGACGGGGCGGACAUCACCUUCGAGGUCCAGGGGGAGAGCUUCCCGGCGCACAGGACGGUGCUCGCGUCAAGGUCGCAGGUUUUCAGGGCUGAGCUCCAUGGGCAGAUGAAGGAGAGGAGCGUGGACCGCAUCGUCAUCAGCGAUAUGCAACCAGCGGUGUUCAGGGCCCUGCUUCGUUUCAUCUACACCGAUGCCUUGCCGCCGAUGGAUGAUCUCAGUAAAGACGACAGCUUGGAGAUCACCCGUCAUCUGCUCGUCGCUGCCGAUCGGUACGCCAUGGAAAGGCUCAAGCUCAUUUGUGCUCAGAUCCUUUCCAAGAGCCUUGACGUGGAGAGUGUGACUACCACAUUGGCUCUAGCUGACAGGCAUAACUGCAGUGGGCUCAAAGAUGCCUGCAUUGAGUUUAUCAUCUCGUCCAACAAGAUGGAUGAUGUGACCAAAACCCAAGGGUUCGCAAACCUCAAAAGAUCUUGCCCUUGUGUUUUGGUAGAGGUACUGGAGAAGGCAGGUAAGUUGCGUAAAAUAUAGUUUAAGAGUCCUGGUAAAGGGAUUUGGGAAUGGUUACUCUUGAUCUAAUUCUUAGAUCAUAUCUACAUUUCUGUAUCUACGUAUGUAAAUAAAUAUUUUGUCACAUCAUUAGAGACUUAUCUAGACUUUUUCAUAUGAUUAGUUUGACAUCAUGUGUGCUCUAGGAUAUGGAUUGGCACUACACAUCCACAAUCUACAGGAGU